AUGUUAUCCAGAGUUAUUAAUCGUGCUUCAAGAACUGUCAUUAAUCAAAAAAGAUGUUUAUCUUUACAUGAAUUCCGUUCAGCUGCCUUAUUAAAAUCAUACGGUGUCGGUGUUCCAGCCGGUGCUGCUGCUACCACCCCAGAAGAUGCUUUCAAAGCUGCUAAAUCAUUAGGUACUAAUGAAUUAGUUAUUAAAGCUCAAGCUUUAACUGGUGGUAGAGGUAAAGGUCAUUUCGAUAACGGUUUCCAAGGUGGUGUUAAAGUUAUCUCAUCUCCAGAAGAAGCUCAAGAAUUAGCUGAAAAAAUGUUAGGUCAUAAAUUAAUCACCAAACAAACUGGUGCUGCUGGUAAAGAAGUUACUGCUGUUUACAUUUGUGAAAGAAGAGAUGCUUUAACUGAAGCUUAUUUAGCCAUCUUAAUGGAUAGAGGUACCCAAACCCCAAUGAUUGUUGCUUCAGCUCAAGGUGGUAUGGAUAUUGAAGGUGUUGCUGCUAAAGAUCCUUCAGCUAUCAAAACUUUCCCAGUUUCUUUAGAAGAAGGUGUUACUGAUGCUUUAGCCACUGAUAUUGCUAACGUUUUAGGUUACACUGAUGCUGCUAUCCCAGAAGCUGCUAAAGCCGUUCAAAACUUAUAUAAAGUCUUCAUGGAAAGAGAUUGUACUCAAGUUGAAAUCAAUCCAUUAUCUGAAACUCCAGAUCACCAAGUUUUAGCUAUGGAUGCUAAAUUAGGUUUCGAUGACAAUGCUUCAUUCAGACAAGAAGAAGUUUUCUCAUGGAGAGAUCCAACUCAAGAAGAUGCUCAAGAAGUUGAAGCUGCUGAAUAUGGUCUUAAUUUCAUUAAAUUAGAUGGUAACAUUGCUAACAUUGUUAACGGUGCUGGUUUAGCUAUGGCCACUAUGGAUAUUAUCAAAUUAUAUGGUGGUGAACCAGCCAAUUUCUUAGAUUGUGGUGGUACUGCUACUCCAGAAACUAUUGAAAAAGCUUUCGAAUUAAUCUUAAGUGAUAAAAAAGUUAAUGGUAUCUUUGUUAACAUUUUCGGUGGUAUCGUUAGAUGUGACUAUGUCGCUCAAGGUUUAAUUGCUGCUACUAAAAACUUCAAAUUAGAUAUCCCAGUUGUUGUUAGAUUACAAGGUACUAAUAUGGCUAAAGCUAAAGAAAUGAUCGAUAACUCCGGUUUGAAAUUAUAUGCUUUUGAAGAUUUAGAUCCUGCUGCUGAAAAAAUCGUUGAAUUAGCUCCAAAAGCUUAG
Yamadazyma jaroonii is the source of this 1245-nucleotide messenger RNA. The record is from the annotation of a GenBank genome assembly. NCBI's taxonomy places the organism in Eukaryota, Fungi, Ascomycota, Pichiomycetes, Serinales, Debaryomycetaceae.